Molecule: messenger RNA, 1389 nt
Organism: Anisakis simplex (herring worm)
Lineage: Eukaryota; Metazoa; Nematoda; Chromadorea; Rhabditida; Anisakidae
Source: the annotation of a GenBank genome assembly
AUGGGCAAUACGGACGUUGCACGCGAAAGUUCGAGUUGUAGUUCCGGGAGCAGUCCACCGCCCAUGUCGACUGAAGAUGAAAGGCAUGUAAAUUUGAUUGAUUCGUCCGUCUCUCCUCAGAAAUUGCUGCACAACUCGUCGACAUUGAACGGCUACAAAGACGUCUCAAGCAAGAAGCCACCUAUAACUGCACCCAAACCAAUAAUCAGAUCUUCGGCUAUUAAAAUUGCUAGAGCCGACUCGAGCAGUUCGGAGCACGUAGCCAGAUCACCAUUCAAGCAGACAUUGGCCGAAAGCGGAAGUCUGAAUCGCCAUCGUGAAGAAUUAUUUUCACCUGAGAUUCGAAGACGAUGUGAACUCCCGGUCUCGUCCAAACUUCGAAGUUCAUUAGCAAAUCUUACGACGGAUGAAAGCGACGAUGGUCGUGCAUCGCCUGUUGCGCCUUUCAUUCAGCGGUUCAAUUCUAAGACGAGGCAGUCAAUGAAUGUGGAUGCGAAACCAUCUCGAGUGUCGGCAUAUGAAAGGCUGCUUGGUAUAUGGACCAUUUUGUUCAUUUAUGUGAUUGGAUUGUAUUAUUCGUUUGUUGAGUUCGUCAAGGACAACUUCUGGAUACGUCGUCGUUACAGUACCUAUUCUCAGAAAUUAGAGAGUGAAAUUACAUCGAGUGAAUUUCUACAUGACAGUUUAUCAAGGCAAAAAGCUUGUGCUGUUGUGACAGGCGCGAGUGGCACUAUUGGUAUAGAAAUCGUUCGACUGCUCUUGAAACUUGGGUUUCGAGUUGAAGCAUUAGCUGAUCAAGAAGGCGAUUUGCUAACAGUGGAAGACAGUGAACGUCUCAAUGCUCAUAUCUUCGAUAUCUCCGAUUUUGAAAAGGUGAAGAUGGCUGUCGAUGAAAUCAGAACAGCUUCACCGAAUGGAAUCAGUUUAAUAGUUUGCAAUGCCGGAGUUAUGCUCCAUCCGUAUAAGGUGAACCGGUGGGGAUAUGAGCACCAUAUGGCUGUCAAUGUGCUGUCGCAUGCACUGCUCGUUGAUCUGCUUCUUUCACACAUCGAACCCAUUCAUCACCAGUUGCGUAUCGUUUUUGUAUCCUCAUCAACUGCUCAUGCUGGCUAUAUUGACCCAAAAGUUCCACUCAAAGAUCUCUUCAAUCGAUAUGUUAACGGUUAUCAAGCAUAUGCUGAUUCAAAGCUUUUGGUUGCAUUCUAUGCUGAGGAGCUGCAUCGAAGUGCAUCAGUUUCUGCUCUUGAAGUGCUUGCCACAGUGUUCAGUGAUCAUCUGAAGGGAGGCUCUUAUUACGAGCGUAUGGAGCCAGUCAGGUUGAAAGCUGAAAUACCUCAUACAACAAGACAAAAAGUUUUUGAACUCAUCAGACAAGCUAUUAAAAUCUGA